AUGCUGAAGGAGGUUUUCAGUGGUGUUAAUAAGAUGCGCACAAACUGGAGUGAAAUUCUCGGUCCAAAGUAUACUGGACAAGUACAGGCAUUCCUUGAACAGACACUUCUCACAUUUUUGCUCACUUUCAUCGACAAGUGUAUGGGUACGGUAGCCGUGCCAACGAAUACAACAAUGUUCCAUCGUUGUUUCACAGCAACGCAAGAAUUUGUUGAGAAUUGGCCUCCCCACCCGCAUUCAAGGUAUUCGUUCAUAUUACCGGUUAUU
Messenger RNA from Cooperia oncophora, 267 nucleotides. The record is from the annotation of a GenBank genome assembly. Lineage: Eukaryota; Metazoa; Nematoda; Chromadorea; Rhabditida; Trichostrongylidae.